Molecule: messenger RNA, 841 nt
Organism: Benincasa hispida (wax gourd)
Lineage: Eukaryota; Viridiplantae; Streptophyta; Magnoliopsida; Cucurbitales; Cucurbitaceae
Source: RefSeq, a predicted model, not a curated record
AAGUCAUGCAUGUCUUUGCUUUGCCUUCAAUUCAACAUUGUUCAAUGGCUUCAAAUUUUGGGCAUUUCCCCAAACCAUUGCCUUAUAAACUCAAGCACUCAAAAAUUCCAUAACCUAAUUUUUUGCCCCUCUCCCAUAACCAUGGUGGACAAGGACCAAGCUCAGCCCCUCGCCCCAGCUACCCAUCAUCGUUCGAGCAGUGACAACGGCGAAACAAACUUACAUCUAAAGAGAAUCCAACGAAGAAGGUUCAUUAAAUGUUGCGGUUUUAUAGUUGUCUUUCUUAUAAUACCAACGAUAAUGAUAAUCAUCAUCUUGAUGUUCACUCUAUUUCAAAUCAAGGAUCCCGUAAUCCGAAUGAAUAGAGUUUCAAUCACAAAGCUUGAGUUGAUCAACGGCGCCAUACCAAAGCCAGGAUCCAACAUGUCACUGACCGCGGACGUAUCGGUGAAAAACCCUAACAUGGCAUCGUUCAAAUAUAGUAACACAACCACAACUCUAUUCAUUAAUGAGACAGUAAUAGGAGAGGCACGAGGGCCUCCAGGGAAAGCCAAGGCACGACGGACGGUGCGAAUGAACGUGACCAUCGACAUUGUCGCCGAUCGAGUCUUGUCGAACCUCGAUGACGACGUGAGCUUGGGAAAGGUGAGAUUGAGAAGCUUUUCGAGGAUUCCGGGGAGGGUGAAGUUGUUGCAUCUUAUUGGGAGAAACGUUGUUGUCAAAAUGAAUUGUACAUUCCUGAUCAAUAUUUUCAAUAGGUCAAUUGAGGAUCAGGAGUGCAAGAGGAAGGUGAAAAUGUAGACUUUUUUAAUAUAUAUUAUUUUUUCUUCAUUUUGAGGUU